This is a messenger RNA of Topomyia yanbarensis, 1834 nucleotides long. RefSeq names its product gastrula zinc finger protein XlCGF57.1-like. The transcript has 3 exons. NCBI's taxonomy places the organism in Eukaryota, Metazoa, Arthropoda, Insecta, Diptera, Culicidae. Bases 8 to 1615 code for a protein of 535 amino acids. Gene Ontology annotation, cellular component: nucleus. The record is from RefSeq and is a predicted model, not a curated record.
GUUUCAAAUGCCUAGUUACAGAAUGGGGCAGCGAAUUCCACCAUCUAAUGACAAUAGAAGGGACCUCAUCGGAUUUUAUGAUUUGCCUCAAAUGAAGCUUGAAGAAACAGAAAUGAUAGAUACACCGCCCGAAAUAGAUUCCAAGCAAUUGGCGCAACAGCAAAUCUCAAAAGCAAAUAAAAAUAUAAGGCACAUCAUCGACUCCGACACCUUCCCUCAAGUCAAAAAGAAAGAACUGGUAGAUGUACCGCUUGAAAGAGAAUCCAGACGACUGGCAUCCUGUGACAGUAUGGAGCAGCAAAUCCCAGGAAUCAAUGAGAACACAAUAAGUGAUCUCAUGGAGAUCGGUGACUAUUCUCUGAUGAAGGAAGAAAUAAUAGAUGUACCGCUGGAAACAGAAUCCGGAAAGCCAGUAGAAGAUUCCGUUUGUGUCGAAGAUAUUUCCUUGCUUAACCAUCUCCGAAUCGAACACACGGAAGAAAAGUUAUUAAAUUUAGAUAAGUGUAAUACGAAUGAAACAUCGCACAAAUGUGUCAUGUGUGGAAAGGAAUUUCGUAAGCUUAAUAUGUUUAUUAGACAUAAGAACCGUCAUGCGAAUGAAACACUUCACAAAUGCGAUGUGUGUGGGAAAGUAUAUCGUAGGGUUAGCGCACUCAACGUACAUAAGAAAAGCCACAUGGGUCGAGCAAAAUCUCACAAAUGUGGUAUGUGUAAAAAAUUCUUUCAUACAGUCAGCAACCUUAAUGAGCAUAAGAAAAUUCACGCAGAUAAACGACCUUACAAAUGUGAAAUGUGCGAAAAGGCCUUCCGUUUCCUUGGCACCCUUAAAGAACAUAAGAAAAUCCACACGAAUGAAAGAUCUUACAAAUGUGUAAGGUGCGAGAAGUCCUAUCGUAGCAUUGGUAUCCUCAAUGCUCAUAUGAAAACUCACUCGUAUCCUUAUCAAUGUGAUUUGUGUGGAAAAGGAUAUGUUGAGAGCAGACUCCUCGAAAGUCAUAUGUACAAACACACUGGUGUGAAACCUUUUAGCUGCCAAGUGUGUGGGAAAGAAUUUUCAGUUGGCGGCAAAUAUGCGACUCACAUGCUAAUUCAUACAAUCGAACACCCUAACACAUGUGAUAUAUGCGGGAAAUCAUUUUCUUUGCGCGGUUAUCUUAAAUCCCACCGACGUAUUCACACAAACGAGAAACCUUACCAAUGUAGUGUAUGCCAGAAAGAAUUUCGUGAUUCCGGUACGCUCAAAGAACACGCGGUUAUUCACACAAACUUUAAAGCUUUCAAAUGUGAAGUCUGUGGAAAUGAAUUCCGAUUUCGCGGGGGCUUAUAUGGUCAUAUGAAAAUUCAUAGAAAUGAAAAACCGUAUAAAUGUGAAGAGUGUGGAAAAGAUUUUCGAAGUAGAUCUUCAUUAACAUAUCACCUGAGGAUACAUACAAAUGAAAAACCUUUCAAAUGCGAAGUGUGUGGCAAAGAGUUUAAUAGAAAACCAAACCUCAAGGUACAUAUGUAUCUUCACACAGGUGAGCGACCUCAUAGAUGCGAAGUGUGUGAAAAGGGUUUUACAUCGCUUACCCGCCUUACUCAGCACAAUUGUAUUAACACAAAUAAAAAUAUUUAAACUCCUAGGUGGUUUAUGAGUACGAUAACCUUAGUUCAAACCUAUGUAUAUUAGGUUAAGGAGUAAAUAAAAUAUUCAAACUAGAACUAACUAGUAUGUAACGAGUCUCCUCAGCGGUUCUAUGACAUUCAACCGAAAGUCAUGUACCCGAAUGAUGUUCACCCGAAUGUCAUCAACCAGAAUAAAGCAGUCACUCAAAAAUGAUGUACAAUCAAAUGC